Molecule: messenger RNA, 3264 nt
Organism: Strongyloides ratti
Lineage: Eukaryota; Metazoa; Nematoda; Chromadorea; Rhabditida; Strongyloididae
Product: Mediator of RNA polymerase II transcription subunit 17
Exons: 3
Coding region: 1-3264 (1087 amino acids)
Biological process (GO): regulation of transcription by RNA polymerase II
Cellular component (GO): mediator complex; core mediator complex
Molecular function (GO): transcription coregulator activity
Source: RefSeq, a predicted model, not a curated record
AUGAAUGAUCCAAAAAAAGUUGAUGAAUAUGACUCCAAAUUUGUUAAACCAAUUGGUAUACCUAAUAAAAAUAAGAAGUAUGUUUAUGUUGAACCAAGAAGAGAAUGGAGUGUCAUGGAAUAUAGUUUAGAAGGAGCAGAAGCUUUGAUACCGCCAAAAACAUUUCAAGAAUCUCUUGCUGAGAAAGCUUCAAGAAUAGAUUGGAAGAAGAUUGUUGGUUCCAAUGUAACCUAUGAUGAUCCUGAAGUAGUUUUUGAUACUGAAUCGGAUAAAGCUUUAGAUUUAGUUGACAGAAUUUUGGCUUUAAAAAUUCAUCAGAAAUCUUAUAAACCACCUCAACAUUAUUUUAACAAUACUUCAAAAUUAGUGGUGAAACCUGAUGAUCUUCAAAUUAAUAAGAGUAAUACGCUAAAUAAUGAAAAUAAAGAACGAGAAAGAUUUAAUAAAUUGCUUAAAGAAGCUAAUGAAGCAGGAUUAAAAUUUCCCACUGAUGAUUUAGAUUAUGAUGAACUUUCAAAGCAUGUAGAUAUUAAUGCAAUGGAUAGUUCUGAGGGACCUGUUGUUAUAACAGACAUGGAACAAGUAGUUGAAAAUAAUAUUACAUAUGAAAGUUUUAAAAAUCAAAAAUAUAUUGAAGGGGAAACAGGUAUAGAUAAAAAAAAGAAAAAAGAAAAAGAAAGUGAUGAUGAAGAUAUAGGAUAUAUGAUGGGUAAAGCUGCCGUUGAAUCAUUUAGACAAGGUCGUAUAAAACAAGAACUUGAACAUCAUGGAAUGCCUAGUAUUAAGAGAGUAGUUAGUGAUCCUCAAAUUUCAUCUAAAAUUCGUUAUUUUGUUCAAAAAAGAUUACAGAAGAAAGUGUUAGAGUAUAAUUUUAUUGGAAUGCCUCUUCAAAAUGAAGAACCUAGGACUAUUUUUCAAAUUUUAAGGCCAUCAUCAAAUAAUACAUUUGGUAUUCUUCCUCAAGAACUUUCAAACGAAAUUUUUGAUCCAACUAAAUGUGAUGAAUUUGUUAAAGAAUUAACAGAUAGACAAGUUGAUGCAGCUAGAAAGGCUUGGGAUGCUUUGGAAUUACAGACCAAUGAAUUUGAUGUUUUUUCUCAACUAAGAAAUGAUACUUUAGAAGCAAAAAAUCGAGGAGAAGACGUUAAAACAGUAUCUAUUAAUUUUGGCUCCUCAAGAAUUGUUAUUCCUGUUAUUGUUAAAGAUUCAUUUUCAAGUGAACCUAGAAAAAGCGAUGAAAUGUCUUCUGAUUCAGAGGAUGAAGAUUUUCAAAUGGAUGUUGAUAAAGAAAUUGAGGAAGAAGAACAUAUUGAACCAACUUCAACUGUAGCAUUUUAUAUUAAUAGAUCUGGGAAAUUAUUAGGAUGUAAAAUUGACGGUGAAUCUUAUUCACUAGACAAACCUGAAUUUUUAGGAAAUGAAUUGACUAAGAAAAUGCUCGAAGCCAUAGAAAACAAUGGAAUUAAUAAGAAGGGGGAUGAAGUAGCUUCAGAUGAUGAAAGCACAUCUUCAAGAGGAAGAAAUAAACACAAAGAUACAGAUGUUCCUUCACGGGCUCCAUCACCUAUUAUUCCGGAAGCUGGUCCUUGGCAUAAAGUUGCUAAAUAUUUACAUGAAGCUUUGCAACAUAUCAAUUAUUUACAUGAUCAAUUAAGAGUGAUGGAUACUCCUUAUAUGAAGCCGUUAACUGUUGCUGAAAGUAUUGGAGAUGAAAAUACCGCUAUAAAUUCAAAACUUUAUUUAUGGGUUGCCAAAAGAAAAGCUCUAGAAGAAUCUGUGGCUGUUCUUGAAACUGGAACUAAACACCGUAAGGUUGAUACUGAAAGUUUUGAGGAUAAACAGGCUUUUUUUAAUGAAUUGAAGAGUAUGAGAGAAUUUUGGAGAUUACGUAAAGUUGGUAGAUUUCUUACAGGUGACUUGGGAUAUCGUAUUUUUGGGUCAAAGUUUAUCCCUUCGGAAUCUUUUGAUGUCACUAGAAAAUCAAGUGCUAUGCUUGAAGAAGAACGAAAAUAUAAAGCAGAAAUUUGUGAUACAUCUCCACUAUCAUACCUUCAAGUUAUUGUUCCGUGUGAUUUGAUGCGACGUACAGUAAUGAGUGUAGAUAUUAUUAUUGAUCAUAAUACAGGAAUAGAGGAACCUUCAUCUAGAAGAAAAGACAACUCUGAUUUAGAAUACAUGGUAGUUAAACCUGAAGAUGCUAUGAAAAUACAUUGGAGGAAAGCUCUUUUAUGGGCUCAAGAAUCUUUGAUAUGUAGAGAUAUAUUUAAAAAUCUUUUUUCUGAUGCCGCACAAGCUACAGAGAUUUUUUCAACACAACGUGAAAAUGUUUUAAUGGUUUCUUUGUUCUCAAAUGUUGUUCUUAAAAUUCAACUUGAUUUUUAUCCAUUCAAAGACGGAGAUUUACCACAACCAGGAAUUCCUGUUCUUAAUACACUUCUUAGGCAUUUGUUUUUAUCAGAUUUGUGUAUACGCCCAAAAUUAUUACAACAAUUUAUAACACUUCCAUUAAUUGAUUCACAAGAUUAUAUUGCCGGAAGGACUUUUUCAGAUGCUAGUAAAUCAGAAAUGAAAGAAAUGAUUAAUUUUACAAGACAUACUACAUUACUUUCUCGUUUAUGUAAAGUUGCUUCACACUAUAAAUUAGUUCAAGAAGUAAUAAAUGAAUUGGAAAAUUUUUCUAUUAAGCAUCCUGAUCCUUCUCUUUCCUGGAGAUUUUAUCGUAUAACAUCUAUUGAAUCUUUUAUUAAUGUUGUUCUUUCAAAUAGAGGUUUUGUUGAUAUUAUACCAAAACAAUUAUUUACAAUUUCAAUAACACAUAAUAAUAUUUUAAUAAAUAUUCGUGCUAAAGAAGGAAAAGAUCUUUUUGAAUGUGGUCAUAAUUUAGAAAUUUUUGUUAAAUCUUUAAAAAUGGUAUAUUGUAGAUAUAUGAUAAACUCAGUAGCAAUUCAAUCCAAACAAUGGGUAUGGUAUGUAUUAAGUUCAAAUCUUCGUUUCUCUGAAAGUCAUUACACUACUAAUUGUGAUUUAACAUUGUAUAUGUCAAAUGUUUCUGGAUUGUAUCAUAUUUAUUUUUUUGUUAAUUAUAUUACUUUAGAAAAAAGUAUAACCGUGGAAAGGAGCAUUGAUUUGGUAUUGCAAAGGAAUGGAAAUUCAAGUUUUGAUAAAAAUAUAGAUGAUGAAAAGUAUGUUACUCUUGAAUAUAAUGCUCUAGUUGGUGAUAGUUUGUUGAAAAAAUUUGACUUCUUGUUUGCAAUAUUAAGAUAA